AUGAAUAAUUCUAGGUAGCCAACCAUUGUAUCAACAAAAGAAGUUCUCAAUCGAGCAUAAGAUCCAAUGAAAGAUCCUGGGAAUGCUGAAAGCGUUGGUCAAUCUGCUACUAAAUAACUAUACUAAGUUAUUGCAAACCCAAGAGCAAACUUCAUAUUCAAAGGCAUUAAUACUCAUAACCAAGGUGCUCAUGCUCCGUAAACUACAACUUAGAAUUUUGACUUUAAUAGGACGGCAAGAUCCUCCAUGGAAAGAAUAUAUAAGAGUUCUACUGUCACAAAAGCCUCUUCAAAUUAUUAGGCUCCUGUGUAUGUAGAAAACAAGUAAUUCUUCUACGAUAUUGCAUUUAUCCCAGCCUAAAAGGAGCACAAGUAAAUAGAUAAAGAUUUGAUACAUGAAUCUGUUUACGGCAAGAAUUGGAGAGAAAAGAUCACAAAGUCAAUGGUGACAUAAAAGCUUCAUAAUGAAUCACAGUAGUUUAAUAAGCAUCUGGCCUCUACUGAAUCGAGUAUUCAGGACAACAUAAUGCCUCAGAUAGUCGUCAAUAAGAAGAAAAAGAAUCUUAAUGAGGUAUCUUCACUUUACAUUUCAUCAGAGGAUGAUUCAGAAAGACCUGACACAAAUGAGAGCAAGAGAUUUGAGAAUGAAGGAUCUCCGAAAAACAAGGCAAUUAACCAGAGUAUGGGAAUAAAAAGCAUUAUGUCCAACUAUUCUACUAAAAUGUCUAAGUUCAACACAACUUCAAGAUUUAAGUAAUCUCAUAACACAAGAUUGAUGGGAAGAGGUAGUUCUAUUCAGCAUCAGGAGUAUAUACUAGAAGAUGAGAAUGAAAAAAAUGCAAUUGCAGACUCAAGAUACGUUGUCAGACCUAAAAAGACAUUUAAUUUCUCUCAAAGAAUCAGUGAGUAAGCUGUAUUCGAUUACUACAGGAAUUUCAAGAAUUUAAAGGCAUCAAUCGAAAGAGAGGAUGAUUAAGUAUUUCCAUAGUCAGCCUAUAUAAGCUCAUGUGAGAAAUCAAAUUUAGUUCCUCGACCUUAUGGACUUGUUUCCUACAAAGGAGAUGACGAAGAACUUAAUGUUAAAAAUUUUUUGAUGGGUAAUAAGUAUGCGAAAGCUUAUAGUAACGGUUUGAAACUACUAAAGACUAAAAAAAUUAAUGUUUCACAUAAUAGACUAAAUGCAAAUGGCACUAUGAACAUUUUGAAAGGUUUGAAUAAGUAGACAGUUGAGGAUGUUGAUUUGAGUAAUAAUAAGAUGGGACUUGAAGGAGUCAAAUAUCUAGCCGAUGUGAUAGUAUAAGGUAUAGAAGGAUUAAAUCUCAGAAUUUUAAAGCUUGAAUAAACAUAGCUUGCUGAUGUCUCUAUAAAUUAUCUAGUAUCUGCUCUUGAUUAAGCCUCAGAUCUGAAUAAGUCUAUUUUAUAAGAGCUGAACUUAGCUUGCAAUUAAAUAUCUUGUAUGGGAGCUGAGAAAAUAGCUUCAUAUCUGACUAAGAAUCCAGUGGCUUUAAGAGUUUUGAAUUUACAUUGGAAUAAAAUUAAGAUUAAAGGAGGGCUUAAAUUAGCUGAAUCACUCUAACACAAUAGUAAUCUUAAAGUCUUAGAUCUGAGUUGGAAUGCAUUAGGUAAAUCUAAUGUAACGUUCGCAGGAUAGAUGACGAUAAAUGACAUUAAAAAGAAGCUAAGAGGAGCAGGUUCAAUAGGAAAUCAAGAAGAAGCAAUGUUCUAAAUAUCAGAGAUGGAAAAAUCAGAGUCUGAGAUUUAAGUUGGUAAAGCUUGGGGAAAAGCUCUGGGGUACAAUAAAUAUCUCAUCCAUUUAGAUCUUAGCUAUAAUUGCUUUGGAGUAGAAACCUGUAGAAUAAUGUAGAAAAAGAUCAAGAAGAAUCAUACUCUCUUUGGGUUGCAUUUAGCAGGAAAUGCUUGCACUGUCGACACUCAUGGAUUUAUUUAGAUAGAAUCUGAUGAACUUUAGUUGAUGUAAAAACCAGGGACAGCUGAAGGUAAAGUAAAGACAGGAAGUGCAGCUAAAAGAAUCACUGCAUCCAGAUAAUAAAAGCAAAGAGCAAAGAAUAGCGUAGCAGAUAUGAUAAUUAAUUCUCCUUAGAAGGAGGUGCUAUUUAAAAGAAUGGAAGGUCUAAAAGCUGUUAUAAAGAAAAGAAAUCAAAGUUUUGGAAAUUCCCCAACUAAAACAAACUUUAGUCAACUAAGCAAUUAUCAUGGAGGUUCUCCAACAUUAAGACCAAACAAAACUAGCAUGAAUAUUGUUGAAAACAGCUACACAAAUUUGCAGUAGAGUUAAUCCAAUUUUAAUUAAGCUGGAGCAGCUCUCUAAAAGUUUAAGGUGAAAGACAAUUGUUGGAUAUGCGAAGGAUGGUCUGAAUUCAGAUUUGAACUCAGAGUACCUUAGCAUAUUGGUGCUGAAGUUUAUUUGCACUUUGAUUUCGAUGACUACAGACCUGACCUUAUGGUUUCAACUAAUGCUGGUGUUUAUUCAUGCUGGAGAAUGGUACCUCCAGGAGCUCAUCAUUAUUUCAUGUCUGUGAAUGGUGAAGAAUACUUCACAAGCGGUACAAAUAUCAUGAUAAUAGAUGAAAACCUAAUAAGAACAAUUGACAAUAAGCUGUAGAAAAAUUUUAAGGCAACUUACAAAAGAAUAUUUACAAAUCAAAAAGUAAACUUUUUAGAGUCUGCCUUUUAAAACGACCACUAACAGUCCAUUUAGUCAAACCAAGUUAACCUCAGAAAUCUAAAUAAUAGUAGUCCUGCCCCUUAAACUCCACAAAGUGCCAGAACGAAUAUGAUGGAAAGGAGACAUUUGGCUUAGUCAAGUAGCAUAGUAUAUUCUAAUUUUAGCAAUCAAGUAGGAAGUUAAGGUCCAGUCAUAAAUAUUCCUGAGACAUUUUCUAUAUCAAGAAUAAAAAACUGCGUUCCAAGACCAGAUAAAAAGUUCUUAACUUAGAAGCAAGAGAGGCCAAGAACACCUUGGACCUUCCCAAUCAGUCUUUUCAGAGAAUAUAAGCCUGAAACUGCAGUACUUGUAAAUGAUUGCUUUGAAUUCGAUUGGUAGUGCUUGAAAAAGCCAAAGCUAAAGAAAUCUACUGAAGAUGAAUUGAAAGAAAAGUGUAAAGAAAUUUAUCCAUUUAUUAGAGAGAUAUAUAAAAGACUUUCUGCUCUAGGUAUUGUUGGAACUAUAUUUUCUAUCGGCUGGAAUGUGUACAGAGAGUUUAUGAUACAAACCUUAAACAUAAUUGAAAAGGAUAAAUUGAAGCCAGAUGAUUGUGACAGACUUUUCAUUGGAGUUAAUGCAGGUAACCAGAGAAAAGCACCAUUCAUUCCUGAAAAAGGUCUUGUUAGAUUUUAAUUCUUAGAGAUAUUGAUAAAAGCAGCAAUUAAAAGAUUUUUUGAAAGUGGGGAUGUAGAAAAUGAGACUGAUGCUAUGGAUAAUCUAAUUAGAGAUUUUAUAGUUCCCCUAAAGGAAACGAAUGAUAUUAAUUAUCCCUAUUUUUACAAUCAGCAUAGAUGGAGAGUUGAAAGAUACUGGAAUGAACCUUGUGAUAAUAUUUACAAGGCUUUCGCACCUCUCUUUACUUAUAUUUACAAUACUUUUGGAGGUACUCAUAAGAAGCCAGGUCAAAAGACUUUUAUGACUUUAGAUGAAUUUGAUUUACUAAUCUAAACAUCUGGAUUGAUAAACGAUUUAUUGAAUCAAAGAGAUAUAGCUCUGCAUUUCAACUUCUCCAUGAUGUGCUAAGUAAACGAAAUAGACUAUGAUAGACAUUUAUGCGCUUAAUAUAUAGAAUUUUUGGAAGCUUUCGCAAGAGCUUGCGAUUAAGCAAGUAUUGUAAUCACCCCAACUCAAACAAAAUCAGGAGAGGAGGGUGAUGAUCCUAAUUAGGAGUAUAUGAUGACUGAGGAGGAGAGAUAAUCUAUGCCUCUUCACAUCAAAAUUGAGAGUGCUAUCCAAUAUUUGUUGAAGAAUUGCUGUAGUUAGAAAGGAUUCCUAGAUAAAUUUGAGAUGCCAAAAAAGCAUCCCUAAGUAGGUCUUUAUAUUCUUCCUAACAAGAAAUAUUUUUGA
Stylonychia lemnae is the source of this 4071-nucleotide messenger RNA. NCBI's taxonomy places the organism in Eukaryota, Ciliophora, Spirotrichea, Sporadotrichida, Oxytrichidae. The record is from the annotation of a GenBank genome assembly.